Molecule: messenger RNA, 2742 nt
Organism: Talaromyces rugulosus
Lineage: Eukaryota; Fungi; Ascomycota; Eurotiomycetes; Eurotiales; Trichocomaceae
Exons: 2
Coding region: 1-2742 (913 amino acids)
Biological process (GO): proteolysis
Cellular component (GO): cytosol; membrane; cell wall
Molecular function (GO): serine-type endopeptidase activity; tripeptidyl-peptidase activity
Source: RefSeq, a predicted model, not a curated record
AUGAGGUUUUCUACAAUUGGCGGAGCUCAGCUGCUGGCAUUGGCAGCAUGUUUCUUUCCUUCCUGCAUCGCAGCUGGUGUAUAUGACCGUCCGUCUACUUUCAUUCCCGGCAGAUAUAUCGUCGAAUUUGAGGACGAAAAUACGUCUUCUCACACCUUCUUUUCAACUCUCUCUGACCAUGCCAUCGGGGCCACACCGAUCAUUACGUUGGAUUACUCUCUGUUCAAAGGCGCAUCUUUCAACCUGCACGAUGCUGGAAAUGAAAAGGCCAACGUGGAAAAGAUACGAUCCCUGCCGUCUGUAAAGAGUGUCCAAGCCGUGCGCAGCUAUCCUAUCCCAAAGACCUCUGGACAUGCUUCGAAUCAAUUUCCUCCUCUCUCUGCUGCCGCCGCUCAAGGCUCAUUAGACACUGCUCCGGACAAGUUCAGCACCCACGUCAUGACCGGCGUCGACAAACUUCACGCUGAUGGCGUCUUGGGUGACGGGUACAAGAUCGCUGUCGUCGAUACCGGGAUCGACUAUAACCACCCUGCUUUGGGUGGCUGCUUCGGCGAGGGAUGUAAAGUUGCAUUUGGAAAAGAUCUUGUGGGCGAUGCCUAUACUGGAACAAACACCCCUGUUCCAGACGAUGACCCAAUGGACUGUGACGGUCACGGCACUCAUGUUGCCGGAAUUAUUGCCGCAGAUUCGGCUGCGCCCAGAUUUACUGGAGUUGCCCCCAAUGCAACUCUCGGCAUCUAUCGUGUUUUUGGCUGCGCUGGCAGCUCUGGCGAUGAUGUCCUGAUCCAGGCAUUUAUGAUGGCUCAUGAAGCUGGUGCCGACAUUAUCACAGCUUCGAUUGGCAGCAUCUCUGGGUGGAGCGAAUCGCCUUGGGCUGUUGCAGUGUCUAGAAUCGUCGAAGCCGGUGUGCCUUGCACACUGGCUGUUGGAAACGAUGGCGAAAAUGGACUAUUCAUUGCCUCUGAAGCUUCUACAGGACUCGGGGUCACCUCGGUUGCCUCCAUCGAUAAUGUUAUCACUCCACUCUUGUUCAAAAACGCCUCUUGGUCCGCGGAUAAUGGAACAGCAAAGCCCUUUGGUUGGAUUCCAUACAUCCCGGCAGAUAUUCCCAACGGUACUUAUCCUGUGUUUGAUAUCCUCCAGGGUAACAACGAUACUACCAUCACAUGCAACAAUAACUUCACGAUCCCAAAGAUUCCUGGGAAAAUUGCCCUUGUGCCUUGGGUGGGGGGCUGUACCGUCGGCGCGGGAUUAGCUGAACUGGUGGCAGCUGCGGAGAGUAAGUACAUUAUUUACUACUAUGAUAAUCCUGCAACUCCUAUUAUUGUCAAUGGCUCUGGCUACGGAAUCGACUCCUUCGGCACGGUGAGUUCCGACGUAGCGAGUCAAUGGACGAAGCUCCUUGCGACUGGGACUCAAGUUUAUCUCAACAUGAUCACUCCAUCUGAGGAGAGCUAUUACACGGUUUCUCCAGCCAACACUGUCACUGGUGGGUAUCUGAGCUAUUUCUCGAGCUGGGGUCCUACCUUUGAAGCCGAAGUCAAGCCCCAAAUAGCCGCACCUGGUGGUUCUAUUCUGUCCACAUAUCCACUCAGGCUGGGAGGCUACAAAAUCGACACUGGCACCUCCAUGGCCACGCCUUUUGUCGCAGGAUCUAUUGCUCUGAUACUUGAGGCUCGCGGGAAGUUGGACCCAGCUACAAUCAAUAACCUACUUUCUGCAACCGCCGAAGCAAAGACUUUCAAUGAUGGCUUGUCUACGUAUAAUUACCUUGCUCCUGUUGCCCAGCAAGGCGGUGGUCUUGUGAACGUCUACGACGCAGUGCACGCCGUUGGUCUUUUGAACAUCUCUAGUAUAUCUUUCAACGAUACGGAGCACUUUAUUAAAUCCGUUAGCUUUGAAAUCAAGAAUACCGGCAAAGAGAGCAUCACCUACAACCUUGGCUACGUUUCUACAGGUACUGCAUAUACUCUUCCUUCCGAUGGAAGCACAGUGCCUGCAGUUUUUGCCCCCGGCGCGUCAAAUCUGGAUAUCGUACCUUCGAGUGCGAAACUAUCACUAAGCUCCGAUUCAGUUACAAUCAAAGCUGGAGAGUCUGUAACUGUCGAGGUAAAAGCCACACCUCCAACUGACCUUAUUGCUUCUCGAAUUCCCGUCUACGGUGGAUACAUCACUUUGAACAGUACCACUGAAUCACUGACCCUGCCCUACCUUGGCGUGGCAGCGAACUUGAAAGAUACAGUCAUCUUUGACAGCAAAGACAAUAUGACAUAUGUUUCACGGUACUUUAAUAUAUCGGGCGUUCCCGAUAAUUUCGCUUUCACCCUCCCGCCGCAAAACAGCACCGACGAGGAGAUAGUGAAAUACGAUUUCCCUGUGCCAGUCGCUAUCGACUCGUUUGGUACCCGCAUUCUCCGUGUCGACCUGGUUCCUGCAAGCGCAAACAGCACAGUCAAAACAACUGAAGUCCUCGGUGAGCAAAUCGUCGGUAGCCUCGACUCGUUCCCACAGUAUGAACAAGGUAGAGGUCCAUGGCAUUCGUUCUGGUACGGCAACCUGAGUGAUGGUAGCUACGCACCGGCCGGGGACUAUAAUAUACUCUUCAGAGCGUUGAAGAUCUUUGGUGAUGAGCACUCGAGUGAUGAUUAUGAAGUUGUCAAGAGUGUGAACUUUUCUCUUACCUAUGCCUCCCCGAACACGACCACGACAUCUACCCGCAGGUCGACUAGUUUUGAGGCGUGA